Miscanthus lutarioriparius is the source of this 495-nucleotide messenger RNA. Lineage: Eukaryota; Viridiplantae; Streptophyta; Magnoliopsida; Poales; Poaceae. The record is from the annotation of a GenBank genome assembly.
AUGCCUUGCGCCACCGAGGUCGUCCAUGGCGAGGGAGGCACAAUCAAAGUAGGUACAACGGGUACCAUCGGCUCGCUCAUGACGAGAGAACUGGACACAAUCAAGGUGGCGCCACAGGCAGCUGCAGGCACCCCACGCCUGAGGCACCAAGGCCGUCCGGUCUCAGUGCUAUGUGGAGCCACUACUCCUCGGAAGCUCAUGCUGAGGAAAAGCUCAUCGGACAUCUCCAGCAGCAGCAGCAGCAGUAACAACAGGACCGACCGCGUGAGCGUCGAAGAGGCCUGCAAGCCGAGGAGGGUCUCGGGGAGAAACACCUUCGACUCUCCAAUGCUGCGCUCCGACGGCGCGCUCGUGGACCGGACCCCGAAGGCUGGCAAGGCGAAGAAGAAGGGGAGCGUGUACGGCGUCGAGGUGGUGGACGUCAAGUGCGGCAACCCGAUGAGCAGCCGGCUCAGGAAGCUCGGCUUCUCCAAGCUGUCGGAGACGUUUGCGUAG